This is a messenger RNA of Laccaria bicolor S238N-H82, 4454 nucleotides long. RefSeq lists its product as uncharacterized. Lineage: Eukaryota; Fungi; Basidiomycota; Agaricomycetes; Agaricales; Hydnangiaceae. Bases 1 to 4185 code for a protein of 1394 amino acids. The record is from RefSeq and is a predicted model, not a curated record. The transcript has 3 exons.
AUGUCAGCAAGGCAAAACAAGAAACAGCGCAAAGGUCGCGGCAAUCUCAACCGCGAGCGCACCGUAACUACCCUCACAGAAGCUCCAGACACGCCUUACCUCGUUCCCACUCCCAGCGAAGAGCCGGCCAUGUCCUCUCCGUUCUCAGUGGCCUCGUCGUCCGCUGGCAACCAGCAGCAGCAACAACAACCCACGACGCCAUUCCAGGCAAACUUCCAGUUUGGCUUUAACGGAUUCAUGCACCCGCAGCAGCAGCAGCAGCAAAACUAUUACCCACAGCCCAUGCUUCCGUUGGGCGAGACCGACCUUGAGAUCCUGGAGAAUCUGAAAGAGAUGAUCAAGAAUAACCAGCACGAGUGUUAUCGAGCUAUCCCUCAACCAGCUGCUCUGGCUAGUAUCUAUCUGGGCCCUAUCAACACUGAGGUUUCCUCCUCCGAGAUCACGCAGGACGUCAAUGGUGGUCCACCCUCCCCAGCCCGCCCGCCACGUAUGCAGAACAAGGAAGGGACUAAAAAGUCGAUUGGUAUCACUCAUAACAACAAUGUGCAUUCUUUGGCUCGUUCUUUCAUCCUUUUUACGCUUGCUGACCUGUAUGUAUUACAGAGCUCAGGAUUAAGCAAGAUCAACACAAACCUGCAAGACCCCAAAAUGGCUAUGGACGUUGAUACAAAUCCCAAACCUUCUGCAGACGAUUGGCGCCCUUCACCGAGAUAUGCUCCUCCUCCUCCCCAUCCAGAGGGCGACUCUACAACUACUCCUUCAAGACCGGUAUCUGGCUCUGGCGACCUGACUCCUGCUACUAAAGCUACCUAUGAAAAUGAUGCUCGCAGAGGGGGGUGGCAACAACGUGAUCCAGGACAUCAUCCACCUCCAGACUUGGAUCGAAGGCCUAGCCUGCAACAACAAAACGGGACAUCUGAUCGUGAUCAUCGUGGUCCUCCUCCUCUUGAUCGGUACCCACCACCACUAGAUCGUGAUGACCGCGAUAGACGGGGUAGAGAGUGGCAUCCCUAUGAUAAGGCUCGAGACCUGUAUGCAGAUAAACCUCGGGACCCGUAUGCAGAUAAACCUCGGGAUCCUUAUGCAGACAAACCUCGCGACCCAUAUGCAGACAAACCUCGGGACUCUUACACAGACAAACCUCGGGACUCUUACCCAGACAAACCUCGAGACUCCUACCCAGACAAACCCAGGGACCCUUCCUACGCAGACAAACCUCGCGAUUCCUUCCCAGACAAACCCCGGGACUCUUAUCUAGACCGCCGUCCUCCCCCUGCACCACCCUUCAUCCGAAGACCCCCACCCGAACAGAGACACUACGAGCCCGACUACGAAACCAGGGACAGGGACAGGGACAGGGGGGGACCACGUCGAUUUGAAGUCAAGCACGAGCACGAAGAGGCGCAGGUUUCGAUGAUUUUGAGUAGUGCUGCUAGGAGACAGAGUCAAAGUGAUGUUGCUGCUGCUCGUCCUCCUCCCUUGGACGACCGUGAGCGUGGGGCGAGACCCAUUCCUGUAGAUGAGCGUGAUCGAGAUCGACGUCCUCUUGGUGCUGGAGCUCCACAGCUUGUAGACUCUCGAGCCCCUCCUCCUCCUCCGAUUGAGAGUAGUACAAGCAGUGGUACUUCCCGUCCUGUUCGGGGCCCACCUGAUGAUCGUAGUAGACCAGCGUCUUCCGUGACUGGGGCUGGGGUAGUGGACGAGCGGGGUCCCAGGCCACCUUCUACUCCUGCUAUUACUACCAGGGCUGGAGAAGCCCCUCCUGGUGCUGCUGGCGGUGCGAAACCCCCUGGUGAAGGAGUAAAUGUAAACGUAAACGGAAGAUCCAUUACUAACACCACAACAACCACAAAAGCUACUGCUCCUGCGCCUGCUGGUCCCCCCGCUGGUGCUGCUGCUACUGUGGAUGGUCAGGGUCAGAGUCAAGCUCCAAGAGCCGCUCUUCCUCCUCAACAUGUUGCUAGCUCAAGAUCUCAAGGCCAAAUCCCACUGGAAGACCGUCUGAGCUCUCGUCCUCCUUCAUUUUCAUUGCAAGAUCGACUGAGCCACCCUCCCCCUCCGCCUGUGGUAGGGAGAGCGAGGCAGCCGAGUGCGAGUGGGGAAGCUAGAGUACCGACGCUUGAGGAACGGUUGACUCAUCCUCAUCCUGGUGAUCGCUCUUCGAUUACGACUACGACUACUACUUCUAAUGUUGCUAGUUUGAGACCAGCUGCUGUGGAGGAACGGAGGCCUGUGGUGGUGGAGGACCGAAGGAACGUUCCUGGGCCUGGGGAUGAACGUAGGCCGGCUUUGGAGGACCGAAGGGUUCCUGGGGAUCAGCGGAGACCGGAUGAACGUAGGCCCCCCCCUGUGGAUGAGCGUAGACCGGCUUUGGACGACCGGCGACCAGAUGAACGUAGGCCUUUAGUGGAUGAACGUAGGCCUCCCUUGGACGAACGUAGGCCUGCUGCGGACGAACGUAGGCCUGCUAUGGACGAACGUAGGCCUGUUGUGGACGAGCGUAGGCCUGUUGUGGACGAGCGUAGGCCUGUUGUGGAUGACCGUAGGCCCCCCUUGGACGACCAUCGACCACCCCUGGAUAGACCGCCUUUGGACGAUCGUCGACCGCCUUUGGAUGGUCGAAGGCCUCUGGAUGAUCGCAGGCCUCCACCACCUUUGGAUGAUCGUAGGCCUCCUCCACCUUUGGAUGAUCGCAGGCCCCCUCCGUUAGAUGAUCGAAGGCCACCUUUGGAAGAUCGAAGACCUCCUCUAGAUGAUCGCAGGCCCCCUCCUUUGGAUGAUCGAAGGCCACCCUCGGAUGACCGUAGACCUCCUCCUCCUGAUGAACGUAGGCCUCCUCCUAUGGACGAGCGCAGACCCCCUCCUCUUGACGAACGUCUAGGUCUAGCAGGCGGCCGUGAUCGUGAUCGACCCCCACCAGAUGACCGCACUCGCAACGACCUUGCUCACCACCCAGACGACCGUGGACGCCCAUACUCAAGACCCCUCUCGCCUCCACAAGCUCUGCAUCGUUCUGCCUACCCACCUCGAUCGCCUGAUCGUGCACAACAGAAAGGACCUGGUGCUUCCCCUACCCCUUCGAAUCGGCCACCUUAUCGUCCCCCUCCCCGUGGAAUCUCGAGAGAAAGGUCUGGGAGCUAUCGGCCGGACUAUCAUGAUAGACGAGAAUCGAUGGACGUUGACGCUCCACCUCCACCUCCUAGGUAUAAUACCGAAAGAAACUAUCGAGACUUUUCGCCGCCUUCAGCAGCCGACCUUGCUAGAGACAGACAGAGGCAACUGCAGCCUUUCCCUCCUCGGUCCAGGGAGUUUGAUGAUCCACCUGGGAGGUACUCUUCUGGCCCACCACCACCUUCUAGAGACUGGUACCCCUCUUCGGCUUCUCCUUACCCAAGGAGGAGGUGGACUCCUGCGGAGGAAGAUGCGUAUUGGAAGGUUAGGGCUGCUUCGCCUCGUUGGGAAGAUCAGCCGCCUCCUGUGGAUAGGGAGAGGGAGAGGCCAGGUCAAAGGUUUGAUCGUGAUGCACCAUUACCACCUUCCAGAGGCCAGAAUUGGGAUAGGGAUUUUCCUAGAGGUCCCCCUUCAGCAGACGACCGCUACCCCCCUCCUCCUCCUCCUCGAGAUCUAGACCGUGGCCGCUCAGGACCCCCACCACCCGUCAGCCAAAGCGCAUCAUACUCCCGAAUCAGACCACGCAGUCCAAGUCCUGUACGGCGCCCUGCAGACGAUGCACGACCACCACUCAAAAGACAACGUGAAGAGUACCCGCCACCUUCAUCCGCUCCAGGUCCCGGACCACCCAGUACAUCCGAGUAUUACCCACGAGGGGGAAGGCCAGGAGCCGACUACCCACCCUCCGCACGACUUUCCCCUCUCCCGUCUGGCCCACCGCCUUCGAGCGCCAGUAGCAGCUUCUAUGAUCGUUCUGCUGGGCCUCCGCCUACGACGGGCAGUAGCACUGUUACGGGGGGUGGAGAGAGGGAGUAUAGGAGGGAUAGGGCGGAUGAGUAUGCUGCUCCUCCUCCCUCUGCAGGUGCUGCCAUUUCGUAUGAACGGCCGAGGUCUCCGGCAGGUGGUGGUCCUGGAAGGGCGCCAAUGCAGAGCUAUGGUGGCAGAGGGGGGUAUAGUCGACCGAGUGAUCCUCGUGAUAGGGGGUAUAUGCCUCCUCCGCCUUCGAGGCCUUGAAGUGAUUUUGGAUUGGAUCGUUGUGGAAUUACUGACUAACCCCCCUGCUAACAAACUAAAAAGCGAUUUCUAGGAUAGAUAUUGCGGACAGGCUGGUGAUGAUCUAUCUGGCUAUCCAUCUAUCUCAUCUAUUCGUGCCACAUUUCUAUCGUCACGUUUCUCUCUUUCAUUCUAGUUUUUUUUCUUUUUCUUUUGUGUUGUCUGCGUAUCUCUCUCUCAUUUUCAUGUGCGUUGAUAUAUCUGUUAAAUAAAAUGGUCUGGAACUUUCG